Branchiostoma belcheri (Belcher's lancelet) is the source of this 2181-nucleotide messenger RNA. RefSeq lists its product as uncharacterized. The record is from RefSeq and is a predicted model, not a curated record. Gene Ontology annotation, molecular function: protein binding. Gene Ontology annotation, cellular component: membrane. The transcript has 16 exons. Lineage: Eukaryota; Metazoa; Chordata; Leptocardii; Amphioxiformes; Branchiostomatidae. The coding region runs from base 1 to 2181 and encodes 726 amino acids.
AUGAAGAAGAUCUGGGCUGUUCUACUCGUCCUGUGGGCCUGUGUACCUGGCCGUUGUCUGGUGGUGGGAGGGCUGGCGAGAGCCGGGGAAGGUGCGGCAAGAUACCGCCGGGAAGUGACCGACACCGCUCAGGACUGCAGUGCGGAACUAAAUCGCCAGAGAGAGCUGAACAGGGUUCUCAAGGAGGAGAAUGCACAACUUACUCGCCUGUUGGUCGCACAGCAACCAGAAAGCCGACAGGAGGCAGACAGACCUCCAUCCGUACAGAUCAUCCGAACGGAAGAGGGGGCGGAAACCAAGGGUCCAGGAUUUGAACUCAGACUGCGCGGGGGCGAGGCGGCUCACAGAGGCCGUGUGGAGUUGAAGGUGCUCGGGUCAGAGGUCACAGACUGGGGGGUUAUCUGUGACGACGGCUGGGACAAGCGGGAGGCAGAUGUCGUCUGUAGGUUGCUAGGAUACAGCGAGGCGAAGCGAGCGACCAAAAACUCACGUUUUGGCCACGGAGAUCUCAACUUCAUCACAGACGACGUCUUCUGCCUUGGGAACGAGACCAGUCUUCUGGAGUGUCGCCAUGGCAACUGGUGGGGGUCGGACUGUGACCCGAGAGAAGUGGCGGGAGUCAUCUGUCUGCGGGAAGAAGUUGAUCUGAUAGACGAAGGUCCGGAGGUUCCACAGCCAAGUUACGACUUCUGUUACGUUGGAAACGGGGAGUCGUAUCGUGGCAGCCACAGCUCAACGGAAAGUGGCGCCCCCUGUCUGAAAUGGAGUGAAACACAUGACAGGCCAUUUAAUACUCGCCGUUUUGGCCAAGGACAACGUGGAAUAGGUGAUCACAACUACUGCCGCAACCCUGACGGGGACUCGCGCCUUUGGUGUUACGUGGCCGGAGAGGAGCGUUUCGCCUAUUGUGACCUACUCCAAUGUAACGUUGACUGUUACACCGGGGAUGGAGGAGAGUACCAGGGAGACAAGAGAACCGACAGGGACGGUAACCUGUGCGUCAGGUGGGACCAGGUGGGCGCCACGUCACACGGCAGUCCAGGUAACCAUAAGAAGUGCCGUAACCCCACCGGUGCGGCGGAGCCCUGGUGCUACAUCCGGCAGGGUGAUGACGACUUCCGCCCUUCGCCCUGCGGCCUCACGAAGUGCAGUAACCCGGAUUACGAAGCCAAAAUAGGGAGCUGCAAGGGAGACCGGUUCAGAUGCGUAUCCGACAACGUGUGCAUCCCUACACUGUUCAGGUGCGAUCAUGACGUAGACUGUGAGGAUGCCAGCGACGAAGAUGGGUGCGACGACGGCACGGUUGGCGGUUACCGGCUGUACCGCCAGGCGGCGCUGCGGGUCCGUCCGCAGGUGCACGUGUACCAUCACGUGGAUCCCGAGACGUGCAUGCAGCACUGCGCAGCCGCCAAUGACGUCAUCUUCACCUGUCGGUCCUUCGACUACGACAAGGAGCACCGGUCAUGCGCACUGUCGGCCUUUAACACAGAUGCUGCUGGUGGGUUGAAUAGAGGCGCGGACUUCGACAAGUUUGACCACUACGAACGGCUGGAACACGUUGGUAACUUCAACUGCACGUUGUUGCCCGACGGACCAUAUUUUCAGUGUGGGAACGAGAAGUGCAUACAGGAGCGCCUAGUGUGCGAUGGGAACGACGACUGUGGCGAUUUUACCGACGAGGAAACUUGUGGUGAGCAGGCACCGUUUGAAGUCCGUCUGUCGGGAGGGUUCGCGCCUUGGCAAGGUCGUGUAGAGGUCAGGUACAACGGGACCUGGGGACUGAUCUGUGAUGAUUCAUGGGAUAUCCAGGACGGUCACGUGGUGUGCCGAGAGCUGGGCUAUCCUCUAGGAGCGGAAUGGACGGACACACGGUCCCGGUUUGGCGGGAACAGCCUGGGGUUCCUGCUGGAUGAAGUGGUGUGUGACGGGACCGAGUCGUCCCUCACACAGUGUGAGCACGGACCCUGGGGACAGCACGACUGCAGCUUCUUCGAGGUGGCAGGGGUCAGGUGUCGGAUCGGGGAGCCGGAAGGUAAGGCUGUCUUCAUUAUGAGUUUGAAUGCACAGUUCCCGGCAUCCUCGGCGGCUGUGUUCCCAGGUCGUUUCUGUGUGACGGAGAGGCGGACUGCGGAGACGGAAGUGACGAAAGAUUCUGCGGUGAGGCUCGUUCCCAGAACAUAG